Messenger RNA from Ogataea haglerorum, 345 nucleotides. RefSeq lists its product as uncharacterized. Gene Ontology annotation, molecular function: protein heterodimerization activity; core promoter sequence-specific DNA binding; RNA polymerase II general transcription initiation factor activity. Bases 1 to 345 code for a protein of 114 amino acids. Gene Ontology annotation, biological process: positive regulation of transcription by RNA polymerase II; negative regulation of transcription by RNA polymerase II; transcription by RNA polymerase II. The record is from RefSeq and is a predicted model, not a curated record. The transcript has a single exon. Gene Ontology annotation, cellular component: nucleus; negative cofactor 2 complex. Lineage: Eukaryota; Fungi; Ascomycota; Pichiomycetes; Pichiales; Pichiaceae.
AUGACAGAGAGCGAGGCACCGGCCAGUUACGCCAACAUCAAGACACAUUUCCCUGCCGCGCGGAUCAAGAAGCUGAUGCAGACAGACGAGGAUAUCGGUAAAGUGGCACAGGCGACUCCUGUGGCUGUGGGGCGGGCGUUGGAGCUGUUUUUGUGCUCACUGGUGGAGAAGUCUGUCGAGACGGCUACUAACGACCAGAGCAAGAAGAUUACGAUCCAGAUCUUGAACAAGACGAUCCAGGAGAACGAGCAGUUUGACUUUGUGGUCGGCGUGUGCGACAAGUACCUGAACAAGAACUCGAACGCCUCGUCGACGUCGUCGUCUGCCUCCGCCCAACAAGAGUGA